AUUCAAGAUCAGCCUUUCCCCCCAUUGCGCUCACUAAGCCCUUCAUCUUUUAUUCAGUCUCAUAUUGGAGCUUUAAGUCGCUGAAUAUUAACAUCAUGUCUGACAAUCUCAUCGUCAAGAGUGUGGCAGGCACCUGCAUCACAUUCUCGUUCAUUCUCGCUGGAAAUGCAAUCACACAGUCUUAUAUGACAGUUCCAGCGCUACUUGUCAACUUCCCACCUCCAAGCUCACCUGAGCAUAAAGAGCGUGCCCGCCUUCUUGGUCGCCAGUGGCCACUUUGCUGGACAGUGGGCAACCAAUUUUUCCGCCCAAUCUCCACUCUUGGCUUCUUGGGCUAUGCGUACGCAGGAUAUGCUACGUACAAGCAGGGUAUCCUUGCCCGCAAUGACUGGAAGUUAUUCGCCGCUGCAGCUGUCAUGCACCUGGCCACCAUCAUUCACUCGGCGAAAAACAUGCAGCCUUUGAACGACAAGCUCGAGGCUCUGGCCGGUCGAGCUAGUGAGACGGAGUUGAAGGAGGCAGAGAAUGUCGCGAAGAAGUGGGCGAGUUGGAACAGACUGAGGCUCCUCACCCCAGUCAUUGCUGGCAGCUUAGCUCUGUACCAGCUGCUUGCAUGAAUGAUGCUUGCCAGGCCUGAGGAAUAUAUUCGGGUAGCGAACGAAGUAAUUGUGGGUGUUCAUGUGAAUCUCGGGUGAUUGGAGUUAGGGUAGCAAAUUUAUCAUCUACGUCCACUACUUUCUUCAUUUGCAUCAUUUGUAUUUCUAUAUUCUGACGCC
This is a messenger RNA of Boeremia exigua, 776 nucleotides long. RefSeq lists its product as uncharacterized. Bases 96 to 617 code for a protein of 173 amino acids. The transcript is spliced from 2 exons. Lineage: Eukaryota; Fungi; Ascomycota; Dothideomycetes; Pleosporales; Didymellaceae. The record is from RefSeq and is a predicted model, not a curated record.